Nematocida homosporus is the source of this 1500-nucleotide messenger RNA. Its product is annotated as sulfate permease, SulP family. Bases 1 to 1500 code for a protein of 499 amino acids. Gene Ontology annotation, cellular component: membrane. Lineage: Eukaryota; Fungi; Microsporidia. The transcript has a single exon. The record is from RefSeq and is a predicted model, not a curated record.
AUGUUUAUUGUGUUUUUGCUGGUUUGGCUAAUCUUUGUUAUAAGACGGAGAUUGGAGUUUUUGAUGGUUAAUAAGCAAGAUGGGGAAUUUGCGGGGAUGAAAAAUCUUUGCGAGAGCGAUGAGCAACGGGUAGCGAGUACCGUAAAUGUGCAACAAGCACUUCGUGCGACCAAAUUAGAGUUUUUGAAAGCUAGAUUGCCACCGGCUCUUUUAGGUCUGAUUUUGUACCUAAUGGAUGCUUUGACUAUUGGGGAGAAGGGUUUAGUUUAUCCAGGAGAUAGUUCUUCUGUUUUACCACGUUUAAGUACUUUGCUUUUUAUCUUGGGCAGUUGUGUAUCCCAACUGGUUUUCUUUUGUUUCUCGUCCUUUUCGAUUGGAUUGAUUGCUUCUUCUAUCUCUGAGAGUUUUGUGGCCUUUCAAGGCAUAUCUAAAGAUCUUUAUGAUACGGGUUUAAGAGAGGCUAGUCAUUUUUCUACUUUGAUGGCUUGUAUUAUGAUUAGUACUUGGUUAACGGCUAUUGGUUUUGGUAUUCUUUAUUGGGUUGGGGCGGAGAGUUUAAUGCGCCGAUUGCCCUGUGAAAUUGGUAUUUCUUUGUACUUUGUGAUUGGUUGUUUUUGUUGUCGUUUUGGGAAUGACGUGGCUAAUUUAGUAUUUGCUGGCCGCUGGAUGUACUUGCUGGGGUAUAAUGUGUUUGCGAUUGGAUUAUGGGCUGCUGGCCGGUUCUUAGCGCAACGAGUACCUAGUUUAGGCCGGUAUAUUUACUUGCUCUCUUUAUUAGUACUAGUGCCUUUGGGGUACUUGGGAAUGUGGCUGGUAGGUGGAGGUUUGAGUUAUUAUCGGGAUAUUGGGUUUUUACCAGAACUACCUAAGGAUGGAGCUCUGAGUAGCCAUUGGGUAAGUAAUAGUUCUUUUAGGUUGAUCGAUCUGUCCGUUCUUCUUAAGCAACUACCAUCUUUACUGGCUAUUGCUGGUCUUAAUCUGUUGCAUUUUUCAGUUAAUAUUCCGGCUAUUCAGAGUAGUACGGAUACGCGAUGUUCUAUUAAGAAGGAAUUACGAGCGAAUGCAUUUUCUAAUAUUAUAACUGGAGUGUGUGGUGGGUAUCCUUCUUAUGUGGUUUCUUCUUCUACUAUUGCUAUUAAUACUCCCGAUCGGUCCCGUAAGAUUGAUAUGAUUAUUGUGGCUGUUUUGUUUCCGGUUGUGUUCUUUGCUUCUAGUUCAGGCUUGCUUUAUGUGCCCAGGAUGUGUUUUGAUCUCUUAUUAAUGCUAAUUGGCUUGGAUAUCUUAUGGGGUUCAGCUCAGGAGAUCAAACAAGCUGGCUGGUUCUGUGCGGUUUUAACUCUUGGGGUAGCUCUGAUUUCUCUUUGGACUGAGAAGUUACAACUAGGGAUGGCCUUUGCCCUUCUAGGUGUAUCUAGUCGUUGGGUUUAUUUAAAGGCCUCGCCCAAGCGCCCAGAUACCGGUCAAGAAGACACCUUAACUAUCACCACUAUUCCCCUCUAA